This is a messenger RNA of Toxorhynchites rutilus septentrionalis, 2113 nucleotides long. Its product is annotated as 2-phosphoxylose phosphatase 1. The coding region runs from base 72 to 1796 and encodes 574 amino acids. The record is from RefSeq and is a predicted model, not a curated record. Lineage: Eukaryota; Metazoa; Arthropoda; Insecta; Diptera; Culicidae. Gene Ontology annotation, biological process: dephosphorylation. The transcript is spliced from 2 exons. Gene Ontology annotation, molecular function: phosphatase activity.
CUCCGAACGCCUGACACUGUUUUCCAUGGAAAAGCAUAAACAAAAUUAGUCUUGCAAGAAGAUCUAAAGAAAUGUUGCUUAGGGAAAUCGCUCGAUUCUCAUUGCAACAUCGAACACUGUAUUGCUAUUUGAUUCUAAGCAUCUGGAUUUUCCUACUCAUUGCAGGAAUGUACAAAUACAUUGGAUCGAUGGAAAAUAGCUACAGCAUUUUGGGUUCGAAAAGUUUCUUCCACAGACAACAGCAGCUCCUGCUGGAGGAACAGGAACGAAUUCGGGCGAAGAAAAUGAACGAUAUUGAUUGUAAUCACCCUCCAAUGAUUGGACUCGGAGAAGAGGGUGGUGUGCUCGAUGGGUGGUCCUUGCAGGGCGUGUUACUUUUGAUACGGCAUGGAGAUCGGGGUCCAAUGACACACGUGCGUGAUAUUGACUCCGUGGAUUGCAGCUAUGCAGGCGACACUGUGCAAGCGAAAUAUAAUCAUUAUAUUACGAAUAGCAGUUCCACGACUGCUGGACACUGGAUGAAAACCGGUCCAUUUCAUGGUUUCCCAUUGCUUCCGGCCAGUCCAAAGGCAUGCUUACUCGGACAGCUGACACAAAAGGGUGUUGCUCAAUUGCUGCGGAUCGGAGAAGUUAUCAGGCAGGCCUACGUUCAUCCUUUAUCACUGAAUGCUAGACCAACUGUGCACACCAAAACAACCACUUUUAACAGCACUUCCGAUACCAGCAGUCAAAUUAAUUUCAACACAGAUGAUAUAGUAGUUUAUGCGACACGUUAUCGGCGUACAUUCCAAUCGGCCAUGGCUCUCAUGUUCGGUAUAAUUCCUCCCGAAAAGUGGCAGGCUCUGCAGAUACAAGAAAGCCACAGCUUAUCUUUCUGCUUCACGGAUUGUGCGUGCCCACAAGCGGAUAACCUGAAGAAGCAAAUUGAUAAGGAAAGCAAGCUCUCACUCACAGCGCACCCUGCCGUGGGAGCAAUUGUUCAGUGGAUGGCGGUGACUAUGCUGCAAAAUCAACCUUUCGACGGCCAAGUCAGUCCUCUGGAAAUUCGGGAUGCAAUUCUGACACAUAUUUGCCAUGAUGCUCCACUCCCGUGUAGGAAAAUUUCAUUGAAGCCUCGCGAACAGCGAAUGAGCAGUAGUAGUAGUACCCAAGACCCUCAAGAUGUUAUCAAUAUAGACCAAGAUGAUAACACAGUUUUGACGAACCAGAAUCAACCGAACACCGAAGAACCGAGUGAUGCGAGCCAAACUGGAGUGCAGGAACCGGAAAUUGAGGGCUGUGUUGAGAGGAGUCACGUUACCGCUCUGAUGUCCUACACACAGUGGGCUGGUUCAAAGGAAUGGAGAAGUGUGAAAAUGCGCCAACAAGGUUUGCUUCGUUCUUAUGGAUUUUUGCGCAACAUUGUUGGUUACAUGCUUAAAAUGAUCUCCGGUGAUAAGGUGAAAUUCGUUCUCUAUUCGGGCCACGAUAAAACCAUGGAAUACGUAAUGGCAGCUCUAGGAUUGACAACAGACAGACCCUUCAUACCGUAUGCCUCUCGUAUGGCAUUCGAAGUUUAUAAAAGCGAUAAGGAUACCCAAUACUAUUUCCGAUUACUUUACAACGGGAAUGAUGUAACGAGCACGAUUGGAGUUUGUGAAGGUGGCAAGAGUUUGAGUGUUCCUCGCGGUAUACGAGGAGAUAGAGCAAAGUUGUGUCCUAUAGAAAACAUAAUACGUUUCCUUCAUGACGAUUACUUCCUUCCGUUGAACGCUACUAACUUCAAAGAUGCAUGUCUGGCACAGAAUGAUUUUUAACCGUCGUCUGGUUUUCUUUGGUUAAUGUUUUAUGUUCAAUCUGUGAUAAACAUGAUUUAGUGUUACAUUGAGAGUUGAGCUAGGAAAUAAGCUUAUUAGUAUGAUGUGUUGAAUAUUGAUUAAAGUUUAUGAUUAACUUAGUGCACGAAACGGAAACAUAUCAGUUUAGGAUUUUAUGAAAUGAUAGCAAUUAAAUACAUGUAUAUUUACAAUUAAUAAAAUAGGUAGCUAUGGAAAAAAUCUAAAUGGAAUCGUAAAUGUGUAUGCCGACAUUUUUAUUUGGAUGAAAAGUGUUUUCAAUGAAUAAAAUUAAGAGA